UUCGUUCCAUGGUUGCCGCGUACAACAUAAGGCAUGGGGCUUGGUUGCGCGCCUACUAUGAAGGUGAUGGCACUCUAUGCAUCUCUAUAAGGAACCUUGACGGAUCCCGCAUUGUGUAUCCAAGGCCACAUUCUCGAAGCAACUUCACUGCUCCAACACUUAGUAGUGUUAAUCCUCACUGUACAGGCGUCCUUUCUCGUGAUGUCUUCCACACCGGCGACGUUAUACCUCCAUUUUCCAUAGAAUACACUCCUCCCACCUCUCCUGUUCUUAGCAACACCUUCGGCAGUCCACAAAACUCAACCAACAGCCUUUGUUGUCCUGUCUAUUUUGCCUCGACUACUUCACAAGCGAGUCUGGUGGGCCAAGUUGACCUCGGUUUGCAGACGCGAUCUCUUAGUCCGCCCGUUGCACGAGAUGCUGCCAGCUUCUCUGAGUGGAUUCGUCGUUAGAUUUUUUUUGCGAUAUUGCCUUGCGACCAAGGAUCCUCCUACUCAUGCCUAAUCCAAGUUUCAUGUUUAAAUUCAACUCUUCGUUGUUUCUUCAUUUGU
Messenger RNA from Arachis ipaensis, 551 nucleotides. Lineage: Eukaryota; Viridiplantae; Streptophyta; Magnoliopsida; Fabales; Fabaceae. The record is from RefSeq and is a predicted model, not a curated record.